AUGUCUCAACCGCAAAUACCAGAACCGACAACCCUCCAACCCUCUUUCAAGAUGGCACCAAAGAAAACGGAACUCACACCCAAAACAACCCAAGUCCCUACUAUCAUUGCUGAGUUCCACCUCUUCCCCAAGCUCCCCACCGAGAUGCGUCUAGAGAUCUGGCAUCUGGUAGAGCAAGUCCCAUCCCUCGUCACCAGGCGAGAUAUCCUCAAGGGUAAAUAUUCCUCAGAGUAUUCUCGCCCCGUGCCUGCAGUUCUACAUGCUUGUAGAGAGUCCCGGUACGAGUUUCUGGCUCGAGCUGGGGUCAACCAAAGACACACCACAUACCAGCUGUGCGGUGGACUAUAUGAGCACCAGCUUUUUUUUGUCUGUAUGGAAACCGAUACUGUAUUUUCGGGAGAUGUUUUCGACGCCAUGGGCAUCAGCAAUCUCCGCCAUCUCGCUCUGUACUGGCGUACAAUGUAUUUUGAACUAGACUACUUGCCUGAUCUUAAAUUUCUCCGGACUCUGACUGUUGUCUAUGAUUGUCCCGGCCAUACUAUUGAAACUCUAGCUCCUGAAGUCGAGGCCGAGAUUGUCAAUCCAUACAGUAUGAUCAUGUAUGAUGAAGCGGGUUGGAUGAUGGAGUAUUUAGAGACUACCUUCAAGAGCAUGUUGAUGGAGAAACCAGAUUGGAAGGUCCCCCUGGUUAGGUGGCGUGCAGAGCCACAUUUCUUUGAGAAUCCACAUGCAAGCAGGGUCUUGUAUGAGGAGAUGGAGAGGAAGGGCGAGGCUACGCAGAGUAGGAUUAUGUCCCUUAAUACUAGAUACCCCACUAUUUAG
This is a messenger RNA of Amorphotheca resinae ATCC 22711, 822 nucleotides long. RefSeq lists its product as hypothetical. Bases 1 to 822 code for a protein of 273 amino acids. The record is from RefSeq and is a predicted model, not a curated record. The transcript has 2 exons. NCBI's taxonomy places the organism in Eukaryota, Fungi, Ascomycota, Leotiomycetes, Helotiales, Amorphothecaceae.